AUCAAUAUUAAGUGUCUCUUCUUCUCUCCAAACAACUGAAAAGAAGAAAAAAUGGCUCAAGAAAAUGUGAAAAGGUCACCUUCUCAAAUAAAAUAUGGCAUGAUUCAAAUUACCAUAAGGUUAUUGGCUAUAUUAUUGUUUCUGGGUUUGGUUUUCCUUUUCAUUAUGAUGCCUACAACAACUUACAAACAAAAAUGGAUUCCUAAAGUUCAAGCAAAGACAAAUAAUUCCACCUAUUUUGGUGCACAAGGUUUAAAGUUUAUUCUGUAUGCUUUACCAGUCUUUUUAAUAGCUACUUUGGGAUGUGUCUAUCUUCACAUAGCCAAAAAAUCAUAUGAGUGCAACAAUAUAGACAUUGGCAAUGGAAAGAACCGUGAGACAACUAUAUGGAAUCGUCCAAUCCUUGUAAAAGGUCCACUUGGAAUUGUUUCUAGCACAGAGAUUGCAUUUUUGCUUAUGUUCAUUGGACUUCUUGUUUGGUCCUUAGCAACUUGGUUACACAAUGACUUUGCAAAUAUCACAUCAGAACCACCUGAGGAUGGCCAAAAAGUGUGGCAAGAGAAAUUGGAAAGUGCGGGAUUAAGGUUAGGGCUUGUUGGGAACAUAUGUUUGACGUUGUUGUUUUUUCCUGUGACUCGUGGUUCAUCCGUGCUACCAUUGUUUGGGCUCACUUCUGAAAGUUCCAUAAAAUACCAUAUUUGGAUUGGACACGUGCUCAUGACAAUUUUUACUUCUCAUGGAAUUUGUUACAUCAUCUAUUGGGCAUCUACUAAUCAAAUUUCUGAGAUGCUAAAAUGGGAGAAAGUUGGAAUAUCAAAUGUAGCUGGAGAGAUAUCUUUGCUUGCUGGUUUGUUCCUAUGGGUUGCAACCAUUCCUAAAAUUAGGAGAAAAUUCUUUGAGCUUUUUUUCUACACUCAUAAUCUCUACAUCAUUUUCAUGAUCUUCUUCAUCUUUCAUGUUGGCAUUUCCUAUGCCUUCUAUAUGCUCCCCGGUUUCUACCUCUUCUUGGUUGACCGUUACCUACGGUUUUUGCAAUCUAGACGAGAAGUUCGUUUGGUUUCAUCUCGUGUUUUGCCGUGCGAAACCGUAGAACUCAACUUCGCCAAGGGACAUGGGUUGAGUUAUAAUCCCACAAGUGUGAUGUUCAUAAAUGUACCAAGCAUAUCAAAAUUACAAUGGCAUCCAUUUACCAUUACAUCUAAUAGUAAAUUGGAGCCAGAAAAGCUAAGUGUUGUCAUCAAAAGUGAAGGACCUUGGACACAAAAGCUCUAUCAGAUACUUUCAAAUCCUGCACCAAUCGAUCGCCUUGCUAUAUCCAUUGAAGGUCCUUAUGGACCUGCUUCAACCAAUUACCUAAGGCAUGACACACUUGUGAUGGUGAGUGGAGGAAGUGGUAUCACACCAUUUAUCUCAAUCAUUAGAGAGCUAAUAUAUCUUAGCACCACAUUUAAAUGCAAAACACCAAACAUUGUCUUAAUUUGUUCAUUCAAGAGUACUUCAUAUCUAUCAAUGCUAGAUUUGAUCCUACCAAUUACUGGCACACCAUCUGAUAUUUCUAAUCUUCAAAUACAAAUUGAGGCAUACAUCACAAGAGACAAAGAGUUUAAAUCUGAUAUUCCAAUUCAUCCUCAAACUUUAUGGUUUAAGCCAAAUCCAACAGAUGCACCAAUACAUGCUAUGUUAGGUCCAAACUCUUGGCUUUGGCUUGGUGCUAUAAUCUCAUCAUCGUUCAUCAUCUUCCUUAUCAUAAUCGGGAUCAUUACUCGUUACUACAUUUUCCCUAUCGAUCAUAACACGAAUAGAAUAUUCGCGUAUCCGUUAAGGUCGUUCCUUAACAUGCUAGUAAUAUGUGUGUCAAUAGCUGUUGUUGCUAGUGUAGCAGUCCUUUUGAACAAGAAACAAAAUGCCAAAGAAGCAAAACAGAUUCAGAACUUGGAAGGGUCAUCACCAACAGUAUCACCAAAUUCAACGAUUUACAAUGCAGAUAGAGAAUUGGAAAGUCUUCCAUCUCAGUCUCUUGUUGAAGCUACCAAUGUGCAUUAUGGAACUAGACCUGACUUGAGAAGACUUCUAUUUGAAAUCAAAGGGUCAAGUGUGGGAGUUCUUGUUUCAGGACCUAAAAAUAUGAGGCAGGAGGUUGCUGCCAUUUGCUCAUCUGGUUUAGUUGAAAAUCUGCAUUUUGAGUCUAUAAGUUUUACCUGGUGAUUUUACUCUUUCUAAUUCAAAGGAUACAAAUCAUUCACGAUCAAUCAAUCU
Molecule: messenger RNA, 2256 nt
Organism: Trifolium pratense (red clover)
Lineage: Eukaryota; Viridiplantae; Streptophyta; Magnoliopsida; Fabales; Fabaceae
Product: ferric reduction oxidase 2-like
Exons: 8
Coding region: 52-2205 (717 amino acids)
Cellular component (GO): plasma membrane
Molecular function (GO): oxidoreductase activity
Source: RefSeq, a predicted model, not a curated record